AUGGAACUCCAAAAUGCUUAUUUUCUUUUGUCACCCGGGUCGGCAAUUGUGGCUCUUCUCACUGCUGUAUUUCUAGCAACCCAAGCUUGGCCACACAUUUUCCGGUCGAAGAGGACAUUCAAACUCACAGAUGAUUGUCCAUUGACACCAAAUGAAAGGUCCUCAUCAGCAUUGAAUGUUUCCAAGGAGCCUGAGGUUCCAGAGGGAUGGUGGUCUAGCAAGGAGAUUUUUGAGCUGGAGAGACGGGGCCUGUUUAGCAAAUCAUGGUUGUAUCUUGCUCACAGUACACAAUUCAGCAAGUCUGGUGCUUACCAGUCCUUUAAUAUCGCUGGGUUCUCGAUCUUCUUAAUUCGGGGCAAGGAUAACCAGAUUCGUGCAUUCCACAACAUUUGUCGCCACCGAGCUUAUUCGAUAACCAAGAAGGAGACGGGUGCGUCUACAGUACUUGGCUGUCGAUAUCAUGGCUGGAGCUAUGACACAACCGGGAGACUGGUCAAAGCACCUCAGUUUGAUGAUGUGCCUGGAUUUGACAAAUCCGAGAAUGGACUUUUCGAAAUCCACACCCAUGUCACUGAUUUCGGAUAUGUAUUUGUUAAUCUUAAUGCUGGAAGUUGUCCCACCUUGGAUGAUAGUAAAAUCUCAGCUUUGAACGACUUUGUCCAUGCCGCUUGUCCAGGAAAGAAAUCAGAGUGGGUCACUGGAAAAACUUUGUCAGGGAACUUCAAUUGGAAAAUGACAACUAUUCCUAACCAUCACACAAAUAUCACUACCCAGCUAGAGGAACGCAUGUCCAAAGUUACUACUCCUUCUCUAUUCACUAAGGUUGUCCGUGCAUUGUCAAGUAAUAGCAGCCAUGCCUCCUGCUCUCUGUUUCCUGCCACCUUGUUAUAUUCAUUUGCAGAUUCAGAUUUCUGGAUUGCCUUGUCCUUCUUGCCUGUGUCUGAGACAAUAACUCAAGUCCGAUAUGAUCUAUUCGACGGCUCCCGCAACUUAGAAGAGACUAAGGAUACUCUGACCACGGCUCUUGAUAAUGUCAUGCAAGAUCUUGUGCGCGAUACUGAGAAUCACUUUCUAUCGAUUUUUGAUAUCGACACUCAAAUUUCCCCAAUCACACGUCAAGUCGUGGAUUGCUUGCAAGGGCAUUCAACACUGGAGAAAAAAACUGGAGGCCUAAUAUUUCCAGCCAUGCAUCAACCAAAAGGAAGUUCUCUAUUCCAGCAAGCGGAGCAACUGUGCAAAGAGAUCGAUUGUGCAGGAUCUGGUGCACCUGGGAAACUGGAAUGGUAG
This is a messenger RNA of Penicillium macrosclerotiorum, 1287 nucleotides long. RefSeq names its product putative iron-sulfur cluster-binding protein. Gene Ontology annotation, molecular function: 2 iron, 2 sulfur cluster binding; iron ion binding. The record is from RefSeq and is a predicted model, not a curated record. The transcript is spliced from 4 exons. Lineage: Eukaryota; Fungi; Ascomycota; Eurotiomycetes; Eurotiales; Aspergillaceae. The coding region runs from base 1 to 1287 and encodes 428 amino acids.